CAAUUGCAUGUUGCUUCGACAUGCUCUCUCAAGUUGACUGCAUUCAACUCUUAGCUUGAAACCAAUUUGUUUCACUCCUCUUCACUCUCUGAAACCGGUAACUCCAUCAAACAAAGGGGUUUCAAAUACAGUAAACUUUUUGUCAUCUUCCAUUUUUGCCUCAUUAUCGAACUUACUAUGGCGGAUACCGCAGUUGACACGACCACCGCUGAGGUUACACCUAAGGAUCUGAAGGAGAAGAAAGAAGUCACAGAAGAGGCAGAGAAGGUGGAGCAGGAGAACGGCAGUGGAGACGCACCUGCCAAUGGCACAAAGACAAAUGGUGCAGACCACAAAGUGGAAACCCCUGAGGAUGAGGAGGAUGAAGACGAGGAUGGAGAGGGAGAGGGAGAGGAAGGUGAGGGUGGAGAGGAAGAUGGAGCAGAGGAGGCAGAAGGGCAAUCUGUGAAACGUCCAGCUGAGGAUGAGGAAAAAGCCGAAACAAAAAAGCAGAAGACAGAGAACGGCGAUUCCACAGAAGCUGAAGUGAAAGCCUAGAACUUCAGCCCCAUCAUCUUUGUCUUCGCCUUAUCUGAUAAAGUAAAGGCUGUGCUUUCAUGUGUACAUUUUCAGAAGUUUCCGCCCCCUCCCCCCUCCUCAGAUAUCGUAUUUGCACUGGAGUUCUGUAACACCACGGCCCUUUUUUUGUAAAAUGUUAUUUAUUGGUCCUCUGCAUGACCAGUUCUUAUUACUGCUGCAAAUGGGGCCCACUCAAAAAAAAAAACACACCAUGCUUUUUCUUUAAAAAAAAUAUAAGUAACUGUUGUUGAGCACAUUUUAUACUUUACCUGACCUGCUGCCACCCUCUCUUAACAUCCGUAUCCUCCCUCUAAUGUUUAUACACUAUAACAGUGACCUCAAUUUCACUCAAGACCAAAAAAUAAGUUUUUAUUGUGGGGAUAAUUCCUCAGCCUUAUCUUUUUCUGUUAGUAGUUAAAUGAGCAAAUGGCAACAGUGUGCAUUAAUGGUCCUUUUUAUUGUUCAGGGAUGAUAAAAACCAUUGGCUUUCCUGAUGAUCGGACCUGCUAUGGUUAUUAUCCCCUUUUAAAUCUUAAGGUUUUUGGGUGUUCUUUUUGAACUUCAUAAAGAUUUACAUUGCAUAUUCUGUGUACAGAUUUGGUUUGGUUUUUGGUCAGGGUGACCAGCUUUAGGUUGUUAAAUGCCCCUCACAGCAGUACCCCACCGUCCAACACCCUGCCCUGCUGUCCUUCUUACAUUUCUGAGCAGUUAUUUUUUUACAGUUUAUUUUUGUUUUGUUUUGUUGUUGCUCUGACCACUGCUUUGUAUAUUCUGGUUCUGGAUUAUAAAUAAAUCAGUCUUUUUA
Messenger RNA from Conger conger (European conger), 1363 nucleotides. Its product is annotated as prothymosin alpha. Gene Ontology annotation, biological process: negative regulation of apoptotic process; positive regulation of transcription by RNA polymerase II. The transcript has 5 exons. Bases 178 to 537 code for a protein of 119 amino acids. The record is from RefSeq and is a predicted model, not a curated record. Lineage: Eukaryota; Metazoa; Chordata; Actinopteri; Anguilliformes; Congridae. Gene Ontology annotation, cellular component: nucleus. Gene Ontology annotation, molecular function: histone binding.